AUGGCCAACGCACGGUCUGGGUAUAACUUGAUGGAGGCAUCUAUGAAAAUGCAGACUGUGGCGAGCCUCCCUCCUAGCCGGGCUGCAUAUCUAAAACGUGUGGUAAAAAAUGGUUAUCCUGUGCCAGAGCAGGCAAUUCAUUUUGCCCCUCAAGAGUUAAUUGAACCUCCCACCAAGAGGUUAUGCACUUCAGAAAUUUCCACAUCAGCCUCCAUCCCUGACCCUCCAUAUCAAUUGCACAACCCCAACAACCAUAAUCUGGCACACGACGUGCAGAACGCCAUGCAGAAUACUAGUAUGGAUGGUUCGUUCGGGGAUUCGCACCCAAGUGGCGCCAGCAACACACCCAUCGCAUCGACGAUAGCCACAUCUAUAACCUCUUGUGACCCCUUUCUGUCGAAUUCCCCCCCAAUCACACCCACCCAAACCAAAUCAUCGCCUUCCUUCCCCUACGGUGUCCAGGCACUGGAUAGCAACAUGAUUGAUCGCUCCAAGUGCCGGCCUCGCUCCUCUAUCCCAUCCAAUAUGAAACCCGAAACGUACGGCCGACAAUGCAUCGCAUCGGCCUAUGCAUCACGACUUAACCCAUUUGCACUCCAUCCCAAAGAACAAGCAGCCUUAGAAAAUGAUCUCUGUCAUAACCAUGUCACACUCUAUCUCAACAUCCGCAACGGUAUUCUGCGUCUUUGGACUCGAAAUCCCAUGGUAAGCGUCAGUCGAGACGAAGCGCUAGGCUGCGCCAAGGAGUACAGAUGGAUGAAUCUGGCAUCAUUCGCGUAUGAAUGGUUGGUCCUUCAUGGAUACAUAAACCACGGCUGUGUCGAAGUUCCCCUUCCCUUUGUAACCCGUCGCCGGGGGCGCCGACGAGAAGGACCGGUUAUCGUGGUUAUCGGUGGUGACGCGGAUACAAACCCGCAUGUCAUUGUGCUUGAGGGCCGUCGACGGAUCGGUGGACGGAUUUACUCGCAUCCAUUGUACAGUCUGGACUCGGAGGAUUUGCCGGAAGGACUCGUCCCCAAGGCUGAAAUGGGGGCUCAAAUUAUUGUGGGUUUCGAUCGUGGAAAUCCACUCGAUCAGGUUAUCCGCAGCCAGCUGGGCUUGCACUACCAUUUGCUCCGGGAUCUGUCGACUAUUUAUGAUUCUGACGGCACGCCUGUGCACGAGGUGCAGGAUGCAAUGGAUCAGAAGCUUUACAACGAUGUGUUAGAUCGAUCGGGGUUCUAUCGCCACAAAGCUCUUGUCAAGCCUGCAGCGGAAGGUGACCGGGACAUGAUCGAAGACGGGCGUGAAUCGACCACGGAUACCGGUAUUUCGAUAAAGGUCUACGAAGAUGCACGCGCCGCAGGGACUACGCACCUGUUAGUUCCGACCAAACGAGUACGUCGUCGGCGAGGGGUGGGACAUAAAACCACAGAGAACAGACCGAUCAUUGUUGAUGCAGGUGACGACGUCGGGCACUCAAAAGAGCAGCCAGCAGCCCUGACUUGCCAGAACACCGGGUGGGAGUUAAACCCGGGUGUCUCUGAGGAAGACACUAUUGAGCUUGAUGGGAUUGCAAGUGCGAGGCCGAGACAAACUUUGGGUAGGGUAAUGGAUGAAGGUGUGAAGCAAUACCAGCAUAUGCUGCCUUUAACACCCAAGGAUAUGCGACUCCUCAAUUGGCAUUUUGCCAACCUUGAAUAUGCCAACGCUACGAACAUCAACAACCUUAGUCUUUCGGGCUGGGAUCAAGACAUUGGUAAUGAAUUUGAAGGAGAACACUCGCAAGUCAUCGGUGGCUACUCACAACUACCGUUUGGACUGUACACACUGCCUUACAAGCUUGAUGUUCGCACCAACAAGGUCGUGCAGAGCAUUUCCUAUGAUCCUUCGGAAACUGACCAUCGGAAAGCAAGUAUCCACUGUGAAGAUGGAGAGCAAUUUUUAGCGGACCACGUCGUAUAUACAGGAUCUCUCGGUACUCUCAAGCGCCGGACUAUCCAGUUCAACCCACCUCUCCCAGACUGGAAGCUCGGCGCGAUUGACCGACUGGGGUUCGGAGUCAUGAACAAGGUUGUCUUGGUGUUCGAAGAGCCUUUCUGGGAUACAGAGCGUGAUAUGUUUGGUCUUCUUCGAGAACCGGAUGACCGGAGUAGCAUGAUCCAAGAGGAUUAUGCCAAGAACCGGGGCCGGUUCUAUCUCUUCUGGAACUGCAUGAAGACCACUGGAUUGCCCGUACUUAUCGCCCUCAUGGCAGGUGAUGCCGCUCACCAGGCCGAACAAACCCCCGACCAUGAGAUACUCUGCGAGGUCAUCUCUCAGCUCCGGAAUGUUUUCAAACAUACCAGAGUUCCAGAUCCUCUGGAGACAAUCAUCACUCGCUGGGCUUCGGAUAAAUUUACCUUCGGAAGCUACUCCUAUGUAGCCGCCGAUGCACUACCUGCAGAUUACGACCUGAUGGCCCGCAAUAUCGGCAACCUUCACUUCGCCGGCGAAGCGACCUGCGGCACCCACCCAGCUACCGUACACGGGGCAUACCUCUCCGGCCAACGUGCUGCAGCCGAAAUAAUCGAGUCGCUCUUUGGGCCCAUCGAGCUUCCCAAGCCCCUCAUUCCCGAGAAAUCCGUGAGUACAACCGCCACACCAACCGAAGGCAGAAAGAACGACAGAUCUCCAAAACCCUCCACCGAAACCACCACCCAGCCGUCCAGCACUCCAUCCCACCAACCUUCAAACGACAAAGCCAAGAAGGCCGCCUACGAGCAAGCCUACUGGGCCGUUAUCUACGAGAGACUCGGACCGCAGCCCAUUCGGCCCGCAAAAGCAGGCUUGAACCCUUUCCUUAUGUACCAGAAAGACUACUGGACAAAGUGUCGUGAGCAAUGCGACGAAGCACUCCAGGCAACCAAGCCGGGCGCCAAAGCAGCCCGCGACGAGGUGCGCCACGCACUGGGCCAGAUGUGGCGCAAUGCCUCCGCGGAGGAGAAACAGCCUUACCUUGACCAGGUCGAGGCUAAUCGCCGGCUCAAUGAAACGCAGCUUGAGGAAUGGAGGGUUGCGGCGGAGAAUUGGGAUAGGCUAUCGUUUGUGGUGAGGGAUCAGUGGUGCGAGGAGAACCCGUAUGAGCAGUGGGAGGUGCCAGGUCCUCAGUGA
This is a messenger RNA of Penicillium chermesinum, 3132 nucleotides long. It is a transcript of the gene aof2, whose product is annotated as putative lysine-specific histone demethylase Aof2. Gene Ontology annotation, molecular function: oxidoreductase activity; protein binding. The coding region runs from base 1 to 3132 and encodes 1043 amino acids. The record is from RefSeq and is a predicted model, not a curated record. NCBI's taxonomy places the organism in Eukaryota, Fungi, Ascomycota, Eurotiomycetes, Eurotiales, Aspergillaceae. The transcript has 2 exons.